AUGAGUGUAAAGCCUGUCGCGUUGGCGACCGCUGGCUCCGCAGGACUGGGAGCUGCUACUGCCAAGCUUUUCGCAAGGAGUGGCUUUCGUGUGGCCGUGAAUUUCAACAACAACGAGGCACGCGCGAACGAUCUAGUGCAGCAACUACGGUCAUCCACAGAAGAUGCAAGAUCCGAUGACUUCAUAGCGCUUCGUGCCGACCUGGCAGACCGCGACGCCAUCUACAAACUGGUGGAUGCUACUGUCGACCACUUUGGGCGCUUGGAUGUUGUCUUCUCAAAUGGCGGUUGGACGACAUACAGGGACAUCACCAACCUGGACGACAAUAUUGUUGAAAAUGAUUGGGACAGGUGUUAUAACAUGAACGUCAAGUCGCAUCUGUUCCUAAUGCAUGCAUCCAAGAGCCAUCUGGACAAGACCUCGGGCUCGUUCAUUGCCACCGCGUCGUUGGCCGGAGUGACUGUGAGCGGGAGCUCACUUGCGUACAGUGUCUCCAAGGCAGCGCAGCUGCACCUCAUCAAGGGUUUGGCGAAAAGUGCCGGUCCCAACAUUCGAGUCAACAGCGUCUCGCCCGGAUUGAUGUUGACCGACUGGGCCAAGACGGUUUUCCCCGAGAAUGUACCCGAAGCGACGCGAGAAAGGACGCCCCUCAAGCGUUUGGUGACGGUCGAGGACGUGGCCGACCAGGUGCUGUGCUUUGUCAGAUCCAAGAGUGUCACUGGUGCCAAUGCUGUGAUUGACAGCGGCCUCUCUCUGUGA
This is a messenger RNA of Emericellopsis cladophorae, 759 nucleotides long. Its product is annotated as Short-chain dehydrogenase. The record is from RefSeq and is a predicted model, not a curated record. NCBI's taxonomy places the organism in Eukaryota, Fungi, Ascomycota, Sordariomycetes, Hypocreales, Bionectriaceae. Bases 1 to 759 code for a protein of 252 amino acids. The transcript is spliced from 3 exons.